UGAGCUUCUAACAGGAAGAUCAAACAAGGACAACAAAUCGAUCAGUAGAUAUAAAUAGAGAGUUACAUAUAGUCAUAUGAUAUUCAGUUCAAGUCACAGUGGUCAUUGGAUAUAGUUGCGAGUGGAAUUGGCACAAAGUUUGGUGAUAACGUCGAAUUACAGAGUGCAUUGUCAAAAAAAUCUGCAAGAAAAAUGCUGGCGAAAACCUUCUUGUUGCUUUGCGGAAUCCAUGCAGCAUUCUGUGCAGCCGAGUGGAGAACUGUCGGAUAUGGGUGCGUUGGUGCAAGGGAUACCAAAUUUUUAGCACUGAGGUACACCGGCCAAUCUGGUUUUGUGAGUGCAUUCAGGAUGACUCACACGAGUGGAAAACUUGGAUGCUAUCAAGCUGCACAGUCAAAUUGGGGAUGUAAUCAUCAGGGUCUAAACAUGUUCGUCACAGAUACAGAAAAUACGAUCAUGUAUCCUUCGCCUGUGUUAACCAAGCCUUAUAAAGCUGGCGGCUGGUAUCGUCUGCCUGGUUAUUAUCACAAUUCACCUCAGCUGGUUCUCUCAGAUGUGGGCACCAGGUUCAUUUAUCAAAACCAAGCUAUACGAAUCUGGUAUGGUGAAGAUCUUUACGAUUACACUGAGAGCGACAACCAUGGAAAAACUUGUUUUAAAGCUCACUUUUACUUUGUUAAUUAA
Molecule: messenger RNA, 684 nt
Organism: Dendronephthya gigantea
Lineage: Eukaryota; Metazoa; Cnidaria; Anthozoa; Malacalcyonacea; Nephtheidae
Exons: 3
Coding region: 193-684 (163 amino acids)
Source: RefSeq, a predicted model, not a curated record